This is a messenger RNA of Daphnia carinata, 1721 nucleotides long. RefSeq lists its product as uncharacterized. Bases 132 to 1520 code for a protein of 462 amino acids. The transcript is spliced from 6 exons. The record is from RefSeq and is a predicted model, not a curated record. NCBI's taxonomy places the organism in Eukaryota, Metazoa, Arthropoda, Branchiopoda, Diplostraca, Daphniidae.
CAUUUUGCUUUAGGGCCGUCUCCGCCUAUAUAAGAAGGGGCCCCCGGAAGAAAACUUCACAUCAGAUCUUAACUCGCUUUCGGUGAGUUCCAUUCACAGCCGGAAACUUGCCACCAACUUUUAAUCGCAACAUGGCCGUUCAACAGUUGAUUUUGAUCGCUCUCAUUGGCGCUGUCAUUGUAAAUGGAUUUCCAGUUCAAUCUCCACAAGCUGGAACUGAGGACGAGCGAUUGAAUUACGAAAAAUACGUUCGGCAAUUGGAGAAGAAACACAAAUUUGCUUACAACGAUAUCGACCAACCUUGGCAGCCGAUUUCAGCUGACGACUCCGUGGAGAAUGACAGCCAUGAAAUCGUCCUGCAAGUAGAUGCUUUCGUCUCCGCCAAACCGGUAGUGAGAGACACGAAACAUCAGACGUCAGAAUCACCCGUCGUUGCGGCAGAUGAAGCAGUCGUUCCAGUAACUGAGGCACAGAGUCAAGUUGUGACGUUGACGAACGUCGAGGACGCUGUCGCCGAAGACACUACGACGCAAGAGAAAAUCUUGGCCGAUCCAAUUGACAACGCCGUGCCAGCCACUACGACGCAAGAAAAACUGUUGGCCGAUGCUGAAGACGAUGGCCUUUCAGUGACUACAACGCACGAGAAACUGUUGGCCGAUGUUGAAGACGAUGGCCUUUCAGUGACUACAACGCACGAGAAACUGUUGGCCGAUGUUGAAGACGAUGGCCUUUCAGUGACUGCAACGCACGAGAAACUGUUGGCCGAUGAAGUCUUGGGUCAAAGUGAAACAGCCACUGAACAAGACGUCGCCACCAUUAGCCCUGUCAACGAGCCGGUGGAAGACAGCACGGCAUUGCCCGUUCUCAAAGUCGCUUUGAUCGAAGAAUCAUUGGUCAAGGUGGCCCAAGCUGAAGAGUCUGAAAUUAGCGAAGGAUCUGGCCAGCCCUUAACCGAUUUCACAAACGACGAAGGUUCUGGUGUCGCUGAAAUUGUCACAGCUGAUGCCUCUGAAGGCUCUGGCUCAGCCGACGAGUUGGUCAAAGAAAUUCAGACGACCAUCCAACCGGAAAUUUCCAAUGACGAAGUAGCCACAGAGACCGAAUCCACCUUGCUUUUGAAUAACGACGGCCUUGCUGAUGACGAAACAGAUUUGGCAAUCACCACAGAAGCAGCAGACACCAAAGUGGCUGCAAUUGUAGAACAACAGCUUGACGAGAAAGAGGUCAAGCCCACAGACAGCCCAUCUGCAGAUGAGGCCGAACACACGGAGGUCCAGCCAAGCUUGCCGAUAAAAAUCGCUCAAGUGGACGAUUCUAUUGAAGCGGUGACGACCGAUUCCUCUAUUGCAAUCAGUGACGUCCGACUGGAUUCGACCACAAAAGCUUCGGCGGAACCGGAAGAGAGCACCACAUUGGUCAACAUUAUCUUGAAGGAUGAAAUUUUAGCCGAUGAGGCGACACAAGAAAUUACAACUGAGCAGCCAGAUAGUCACCCACUAAGCACCCAGUCUGGUUUUUAGGUGUAGGGAAUCCUUUUCUUGUUCUCCAAAAUUCUCCGUGUUUCUGUUAUUAUUAUUAUUAAUAUUUUUUUUUUAACUGUGCGACCUAAUUAUAUUUCAAUUUUGGUCCCAUAAUUAUUUUACGGAACAUUCGCGUAAGUUCCAAUCGCUUCAAAUGUGCCGAUCAAUCUCAAUACAUUUCAAAUAAAAAAAAAAUGCGUA